AUGAUACGAGAUCACGAUCCUGGUUCCGCUGCGUACUCCGGCUACCAGAACACCUUCCUGCGACGAUCCUCGCCUCCGGGAAGCCCAGCCAUAAAAAAGUGUUGCUACGAGCACGAGAGCUACGCCACCCCUAAAGAGACGUCCUUCUUUUGUUGCUGCUACAGCUGUCCGGGAACCAGAUCCACCUCGAUCCUAGCAACCCUGGGGGUGUGCUGUCUGGUGCUGGGGUAUACCAUCCUGGGCGCCUUCGUCUUCAUGGCUUUAGAAGGGGGGCUGUACCAAGACACAGCCGUGGCCGCAUCCAAGGCCAACCCCAAGGGACAUACGGCUAUUGGGGACUUGAGGGCUGAGACCGUGGAUAGGCUGUGGAGCAUCACAGAGAAUUUAAACAUCCUGUAUAGAGAGAACUGGACCAGGCUGGCUGCGGAGGAGGUGCUGUUGUUUCAAGAAGCCCUGUUCAAGACCUUGAGGAAGGAGAGCGGCUAUGUCAGUUCCAGUAUGGGGACCAUGACGUACUACCAGAAUCUGCACAAGUGGAGCUUCAGUUCCAGUUUUUUGUACUCUCUAACGCUCAUAACCACCAUAGGUGAGUGCAGUACUAUAAACAUUUUAAAUAUUAACCAAAUCUAG
This is a messenger RNA of Anoplophora glabripennis (Asian longhorned beetle), 630 nucleotides long. RefSeq lists its product as uncharacterized. Gene Ontology annotation, cellular component: membrane. Gene Ontology annotation, molecular function: potassium ion leak channel activity. The coding region runs from base 1 to 630 and encodes 209 amino acids. The record is from RefSeq and is a predicted model, not a curated record. Lineage: Eukaryota; Metazoa; Arthropoda; Insecta; Coleoptera; Cerambycidae. The transcript has a single exon. Gene Ontology annotation, biological process: stabilization of membrane potential; potassium ion transmembrane transport.